This is a messenger RNA of Hibiscus syriacus, 1400 nucleotides long. RefSeq names its product putative 12-oxophytodienoate reductase 11. The transcript has 5 exons. Gene Ontology annotation, molecular function: FMN binding; oxidoreductase activity. The record is from RefSeq and is a predicted model, not a curated record. The coding region runs from base 117 to 1232 and encodes 371 amino acids. NCBI's taxonomy places the organism in Eukaryota, Viridiplantae, Streptophyta, Magnoliopsida, Malvales, Malvaceae.
ACUAUCUCAAUUAUUUCAAUUUAAUACCCAUUUCCACUGCAAAAUUACAAUUACCCUAAACCCAAACCCAAGUGAUCGCUUCAAUUUACUGUUUUCUUAGAAGAAACCGAGACCAAAUGGAAAACAUCACCACCAAACCUCUUCUUACUCCCUACAAACUUGGCAAAUUCAAUCUUUCCCACAGAGCUGUAUUGGCGCCAUUGACAAGACAAAGAUCUUACAACAACGUUCCUCAACCACAUGCCAUUCUGUACUAUUCCCAGAGAACUUCCAAAGGAGGUUUAUUGAUCGCUGAGGCUACUGGAGUUUCUGAUACAGCCCAAGGGUAUCCAGAUACACCUGGUAUAUGGACAAAAGAGCAAGUUGAGGCCUGGAAACCCAUUGUUGAUGCUGUUCAUGCUAAAGGUGGAGUCUUCUUUUGUCAGAUUUGGCACGUUGGAAGGGUUUCAAAUAAAGGUUUUCAGCCAAAUGGACAAACUCCGAUCUCUUCUACUGAUAAGCCAGUGACACCACAAGUUCGACUUAAUGGAAUAGAUGUUGCGGAGUUCUCAACUCCGAGACGAUUAAGGACAGAUGAAAUUCCUCAAAUUGUCAAUGAUUUCAGAAUUGCAGCAAAGAAUGCAAUCGAAGCUGGUUUCGAUGGAGUUGAGAUUCAUGGAGCUCAUGGCUACCUAAUAGAACAGUUUUUGAAAGAUCAAGUGAAUGAUCGAACAGACCAAUAUGGUGGAUCACUAGAAAACCGGUGCCGAUUUGCCUUGGAGAUAGUUGAAGCCGUGGUCAAUGAAAUAGGAGCAGAUAAAGUUGGAAUACGGCUAUCUCCCUAUACAGAAUUCAUGGAAGCAGGGGACUCUAAUCCGGAAGCAUUAGGCCUCUACAUGGUGGAGGCCUUGAACCAAUAUGGAAUACUCUACUGCCAUAUGGUGGAGCCAAGAAUUAAAAAGGGGGGAGAAGUGAGUGAAUGUCCUCAAAGUCUUGUGUCAAUGAGAAAGGCUUUCAAUGGCACUUUCAUUGCUGCAGGAGGCUACGGUAGAGAUGAUGGAAACAAUGCUGUGGCUGAGAACCGCGCGGACCUUAUUGCAUACGGCCGAUUGUUUUUGGCCAAUCCAGAUUUGCCAAGGAGAUUUGAGCUUGAUGCCCCUCUGAAUAAGUAUGACAGGAAUACAUUCUAUAUAUCCGAUCCAGUCAUUGGUUACACUGAUUACCCAUUUCUUGAAGCUAAUGGCAAUGCUUAAUUUUCCCCAGGAGGAGAAGAAGAGACGUGUUUUCAGUUGUUUUAUUCAUUAUUUCCAGAUGGAAUCCAUGGAUGUUGCUCUUUUCCUUUUUCUGUUUAAUUCACAAAAUUGUGUACCAAAACCACUUAUAUUAAUAAAAUCCCAGUAUACUAGUUGUUAGACGUUUGA